Conger conger (European conger) is the source of this 2002-nucleotide messenger RNA. RefSeq names its product SWI/SNF related, matrix associated, actin dependent regulator of chromatin, subfamily b, member 1b (gene smarcb1b). NCBI's taxonomy places the organism in Eukaryota, Metazoa, Chordata, Actinopteri, Anguilliformes, Congridae. The transcript has 9 exons. Gene Ontology annotation, biological process: regulation of transcription by RNA polymerase II; chromatin remodeling. Gene Ontology annotation, molecular function: transcription coregulator activity. The coding region runs from base 62 to 1183 and encodes 373 amino acids. Gene Ontology annotation, cellular component: nucleus; nuclear chromosome. The record is from RefSeq and is a predicted model, not a curated record.
CGUCCACUUUCGCCGCCAUGUGGUCAAGCAUGCGCAGUUGGGCGCUUUUGUUACAGCCAAGAUGGCGUUGAGCAAAACGUUCGGGCAGAAACCAGUGAAAUUUCAGCUGGAACAGGAUGGCGAUUUUUACAUGAUUGGAUCAGAGGUAGGCAACUAUUUGCGCAUGUUCCGUGGCUCCCUGUACAAAAGGUACCCGUCGCUGUGGAGGAGACUCGCGUCAGUCGAAGAGAGGAAGAAGAUUGUAGCUUCAUCGCACGAUCAUGGUUACACAACUUUAGCCACCAGUGUGACACUGCUGAAGGCGUCCGAGGUGGAGGAGAUCUUCGAAGGGAACGAUGAGAAGUACAAGGCGGUAUCCAUCAGCACAGAGCCCCCGGCGUACCUCAGGGAGCAGAAGGCGAAGAGGAACAGCCAAUGGGUGCCGACCCUGCCGAACAGCUCCCACCACCUGGACGCUGUGCCCUGCUCCACCUCCAUCAACCGCAACCGCAUGGGCCGGGACAAGAAGAGGACCUUCCCCCUGUGCUUCGAUGACCACGACCCGGCGGUGAUCCAUGAGAAUGCAGGCCAGUCAGAGGUGCUGGUCCCUAUCCGCUUGGACAUGGAGAUUGACGGGCAGAAGCUGCGAGAUGCCUUCACCUGGAACAUGAAUGAGAAGCUCAUGACCCCUGAGAUGUUUGCGGAGAUCCUGUGUGACGACCUGGACCUGAACCCGCUGACCUUCGUGCCGGCCAUCGCCUCGGCCAUCCGGCAGCAGAUCGAGUCCUACCCCACCGACAGCAUCCUGGACGAGCAGACCGACCAGCGCGUCAUCAUCAAGCUGAACAUCCACGUGGGGAACAUCUCUCUGGUGGACCAGUUCGAGUGGGACAUGUCGGAGAAGGAGAACUCUCCGGAAACCUUCGCCCUGAAGCUGUGCUCGGAGCUGGGCCUGGGCGGCGAGUUCGUCACCACCAUCGCCUACAGCAUCCGCGGCCAGCUCAGCUGGCACCAGAGGACCUACGCCUUCAGUGAGAACCCCCUGCCCACCGUGGAAAUCGCCAUCCGCAACACCGGUGACGCUGACCAGUGGUGCCCCCUACUGGAGACCCUGACUGACGCGGAGAUGGAGAAAAAGAUCCGGGACCAGGACAGGAACACCAGGCGGAUGAGGAGGCUGGCCAACACUGCCCCGGCCUGGUAAACGCACAGGAAACCACACCUUACGCGUGCGGAGAUGCCAGCCGUCAAGCUGUUAGGACUCCCACAGGGGCGCGCACGCAAACCUGAGACAUUCCCUCCCCCAGCCAUUCAUCCAGUGAUGAGCCUCCUACCCUCGCCAAGUCCCCCAGCAGAAGGUCAACAGUCAGACUGAGGACUGAUCCUGGGUCAGUGCUGCGCGGCGGGUGAUCCAUGAUCAGGGCCAGCACAGGCCUCCCUGGCUCUGUACCCAGAUCAGGCUUUUCCACUCAAACCUCGGCUGACUUUCGUCUGUCAUCAUCACUUGCAUAUACUCCCAGUGAGACUACCCCCCCCUCCCCCGUAGGGCAUCAUCAACUCCUACUAACCGUCAUCAAGCUGAUAGUUUGCUGUUUAGCUUGUAUAGGUGCUGAGCGAUCCUGUUGUGAGCUCCUUUACUAAGGCCUAGAUUCAGUCGCCAUUCUCCAUCAACCUGUGCAUGACUCACGGCUGAAUAUAGCCGCCCAAAUCCUUCUCAGACCACCGAGCCGCAUUUCAAUCUCGUCUUGUUUCAUUUUUGUUUUUAUGUAACGUUAGCUCUCUUCACAACAAGGUGACCCAGGCUGCCCGUCAGUUACAAAUUAUUUAAAGCGCAGCAAGGGACUGUCACAUAGAGAACAUAAUUUAAUGCAUAUGUGUGUGAAAAAUAGUGGUGUUGUAUUUGCAGUUUAUUCUGUGUGAACUGUUGUGGGGAAGCAUUGACUGAAUCCAGGCCUUAGUAGUUUUUUUUUUUUUUUGGUCUUUCCUUUUCCAUAUUUUUUGUAAUAAAGUCUGUACUACAGAG